Molecule: messenger RNA, 665 nt
Organism: Peromyscus californicus insignis
Lineage: Eukaryota; Metazoa; Chordata; Mammalia; Rodentia; Cricetidae
Gene: Ncbp2l
Product: nuclear cap binding protein subunit 2 like
Biological process (GO): mRNA cis splicing, via spliceosome
Cellular component (GO): nuclear cap binding complex
Molecular function (GO): RNA cap binding
Source: RefSeq, a predicted model, not a curated record
AUGUCCGGUGGCCUCCUCCUGGUACUCGUGGAGCUCAGCGAGUACUGGGACCAGCAUUUCCGGGGUGACAACGAAGAACAAGAAAAAUUACUGAAGAAAAGCUGUACAUUAUAUGUUGGAAAUCUUUCCUUUUAUACAACUGAAGAACAGAUUUAUGAACUCUUCAGCAAAAGUGGUGACAUAAAGAAGAUCAUCAUGGGUCUGGAUAAAAUGAAGAAGACGGCAUGUGGGUUCUGUUUUGUGGAAUACUAUUCGAGAGCAGAUGCGGAGAAUGCCAUGCGGUACAUAAACGGAACUCGUCUGGAUGACCGGCUCAUCUGCACAGACUGGGAUGCAGGCUUUAAGGAGGGCAGGCAGUAUGGACGUGGACGAUGGGGUCAGGUUCGAGAUGAAUAUCGGGAUGACUACGAUGCUGGCAGAGGCGGCUAUGGCAAAUUGGUACAAAAACAGUGAGUGGAGAGAGCCCGGAGUACACAGCUCACUCUUGACUGUUGAUGAGUGUGACCCAAGGUUUGAUCAGAUCUCUGUUGCACUGGAAGCCACUUCCGGUUUUCUUCUGAAAUAUUAAAAGACAGAAUCCAAAAGAAUGCCUUUAAUUCUGGUCUUAUUAGGUUUAUUUUCUGUUAUUAGGUCAAAAACUGUAAUCCUGGGCAACAGACUCAUUC